This is a messenger RNA of Parnassius apollo (apollo), 261 nucleotides long. The record is from the annotation of a GenBank genome assembly. Lineage: Eukaryota; Metazoa; Arthropoda; Insecta; Lepidoptera; Papilionidae.
UUGAAAGAAGAAGUAACAUUAUUGCGAAAACGUGUUGAACGUGCGGCUUUAAUGGAAGCAUUGCUUAUUGCUGAAGAAGAGGAGCUUGCGUCUGUUGAAAAGGUGUGUGAAAUUGCUAAAAAGGAUAUGGAGGUGUUGGAUUUACUUCAAAAAAGCUUUGAAACAACAGAAAGUGUUAAAUCUAUUGAGUAUGAAACAAAGUUUCUUUGUGCUAGUGCACCAUUUAUAAAGAAAAGUGAAAAUACAAUUUUGGAUAAUUGA